Molecule: messenger RNA, 300 nt
Organism: Protopolystoma xenopodis
Lineage: Eukaryota; Metazoa; Platyhelminthes; Monogenea; Polystomatidea; Polystomatidae
Source: the annotation of a GenBank genome assembly
AUGGAUCCAUCAUGUGGCCGCAUCCUCCGGGAAAGCGCAGGUCCAUUGAAAGCGGUCAGCCAGCAGGUGGUCUUCUGGGGCCAGGUUCCCGGGGCAGGGGGCUGCAGUGGAAAGGGGGUGUCGAAGCCUCGGUAUGCCGGUUGGGAGGUGACCACCCGUGAUGCCGUCUGUAGAGGCUUUGAUGAGCCCGAGUUGAGGGGGUGGGACAAAAAUAUUGACUCAUGUCUGCUCUCCGUGAGUGAUGGUUGUUGGGCGAAACAGGCUAUCCAUAAAGAGGCAUGUCAUCACGAGACCGUCUAG